AUGGAAGAUCAAGAAGGCAAAUCGCCGAAACAAGUGAGUUUUUUUAAUCUUCGUAGCAAGAAAAAAUUUAAUUCAAAGUUCAGAAAAAUAAAAUAUGGUAACUGUCUAGUUUUUUAUUCCCUGAACAAUUUAUUAUAUUCUCAUAAACACAAUGAUUAUAAAUUAGAAUUAUAUUUUCAAAAUAAAAAUAAAUAAGUUACAGUAACCUGUUAUCAUUGUAUAUAUUUCCAGACAGCGGCCAUUCCACUACAAUUGUUGCCAUCGGCAACAACAGCAUUCCGUCAACAUUUAUCACAAAGUCAAGAUGACUCACCGAGUAGUUCAUCACGUAAGUUGAGCAACAAAUUUUGACCCACUUUUCAAAACAAACAGUUUUAUUUUUUUCUUCGUCGUUAUCUCUCAAUCACAAAAGUGACGUAUUUAGUAAAUAGUCAUAUAUGAGUUUUGAGAUCACAUCGAAAAGUAUGUAGUUUGUCACGUUAUUUUAUUCUAGUUGGUAGUCCGGAAUUAGAGAGGAUUUAAUAAAAAUAGAGUGGUAUGUUGUUUAUUUUUAGUUUUUAGAGAUUGAAAAUUGGAGAUUUAUCUUUGAACUUCUCUCUCUCUCUCUCUGUUUUUGUGACCUAUACAUUUAUAACGUAUGAAGAUGUUUUGAAAUAUUAUUCUUUAAUCCUGAAUAGAUUUAUAUACUCAAUUCCAAAUGAAAUUCACUCAUCAAAAUAAUUGUAUAUUUUAUAAAAUAUUGUCCCCUUCUUAUAUUCUCCAUCCUCUUAUUCAACAACCAAAAUUCUAUUUUUACUUCCUUUCAAAUGUAUGUAGUUUGAUUUUUCGAAUUAAAGGGGGCAAUUAGAAAUAUUUUUAUGAAAAAAGGAAAAAUAUUACAGUAAUCCUGACAUGAGAAGCUUAUUUAUUUCAACAAGAUUUUCGGAUUUUUGUAGAUUAUCAAUUUUUUAAAUUGAAAAUGUACACAUAUAAGCUUUUGAUGGUUUGGUUUUAAAAUGUGAAUAAUUCAAAUAUCCCGACAAUUUUUUGAACUCGUUUUCAGAUUUGUCAUUAAUAUUUGAAAAAUUAACAAUCUUAAUUCGAAUACAGUUUCUAAAAAUAUAGUAAUUAACAUCUGAAACAUUUUAUGGUUUCUGUAUUAGAUGAGCAAUCAAAUUAAUCUCAUUUCAAAAGGUUCCUCUUUUCAUAAUCCGUAAUCUCAAACCACGCAAUCUAAUGAGUUUAUUGCUCAAAUCUCACCUAUUGAUAAGGUUUCAAAAUCCGUCAUGUUUUCGAUAAUUAGCCAUCGGAUUAUCUUUGAAACAUUCUAGACUAUAAUCUACACUCCAUCCCACCCCAAAUCUUUUUUAUUCUCAAAUAUUUUUUAUUGUUGUCUAAUUUUUUUCCUACAUUUUUUUUUUUUUUUUUGACAAUUGGUGAGUAUGCCCGGAUUUUCGCUUGGAUAGGUGUAGUGGAUAAAGAGAAUAAAUAAUAGAAGAAGCGAGUAAAUGUUCCGUUUUUUUGGAUGGAGCGAAACAAAAAUUGUCUACGUGUUUUUGUUGGGGAUGAUAAUUGUUGAGAUUGCAGAAUUACCCACACCGGCUGGUCCGAUCAACAACAGCGCGUUCCGUUUUUCAUCAUCAAUAUAUGCACCAGAUGUUAUUCGAAGUCUAACUAAUCAGAGGCCGUCUUCACCAUCUCAAAGUAAGAUUAAUUUUCGAAUAUUGAAACUGGAAUAUUGAAAAAAACCUUGUUGCACUUUUAGCUUGAAAAAAUCAGAAAAAUAAAGCAGACACACAUUUUCAAACUAUUGAUUUAUCAUCAAAUCAUUACACAACAACACAUCAAAAAUGUUCUGUGUAGAAUUCGCUCUUUUUAAUUCCAUCAAAAAUAUAUGAUUCCCCCAAAUGUUUUUUGCAGGACGAUCCGACGAAUCAUUGUCGGCGCAUACAAGUGUUGGCGGUAGUUCGAGCAGCUCAGUGUUGUUGUCCGAUUGGGUCGGACAUCGCGUUUUAGCACGGGUUCCGCCUGGUGUUUAUCAACCGGGUUUUAUUAAAAAUGUCAUCAAUCGAGAUGUUAUUGUGCAGUUUGAUGAUGGUCGUGAGGCACGCUACAACAAUGUUAUCAGCGAAGAAAAUUUGACUGUUAUUAUCGCUGAUCAGGCUCCAAGCCCAGCUGACGUAGGUUUUUGAGCUGUUUCUCAAUGUUGUUUACAUAGAUCAAAUAGUUUUUUUUUUCUAAUCUUCUUCCGCUUUUUGAGGAUUCUUCACAUUAAAAUUUAUACGUCGAGAGGAUUACACCCUCGUAAAUUAUCAGAUUAUUAAAAACAACAUUUUAAUAUUAUUAUUUUAUAGCUCAGGGUCGCGAGUAAAACAAUUGUUGCUGUACGCCUACCAUUGGAAAAAGCUGAAACAAUAUUUCGAACUGCUGAAUUUUUAACGGCAACUGGAAAUCCACCAAAAUAUUUGAUUCGUGUUACAACUGCUGAAUACAGUAGUACUGUAUCACGAGCAAAUCUUCGAUUACUUCGUCCACCGUGGUUUGAAGAACUUCCACAUAUGAGAGAAUUCAGGUAAACAAAGCAUUUAAUUGUUUGUUACGAUGAUCAAGAUUACAAAUACUUUUAACCUAUAAUUAUGAUUUCCUACUCAUUUCAAAAAUCUCUAGUUUGAUUUAUUAUUUUUUCCAGUAGCAACCUUUCAACACCUGUGAUGACAUCGCCAAUUAUCGCAAACGGAAAUGGCAAUCAGCAUUUUCCAAUGGAUAAUAAUAUGUUUUUACUUGCAAUACAACAGCAACAAAGGCUACAUCAGUUGCAACAACAACAGCAUCAACAUAAUCACGCGGCUGCGGUUGCGGCAGCAGCUGCAGCCGCAAUCGCAAUAGCAGCAAGUAAAAAUACAGCGUGAGUUUUUUUUGCAUUCAAGGUAUUGAUAUUUGAAAAUAAUAUCAAGAACAUACAACGUAUAAUUAUCAGUAUUGGAAUAAACCUAAACCACACUUUAGUUUAUACCCCACUCUCAGAAACCACCAUUCCUUUUUUUCAUUAAAAAGUCAAAUCAGAAAUCUCUUUUUUUUUCACCAAAAAACCAGCAUAAUGAACAAUUACCACGACAGGUGAAUUAUUUUUUUUCAAAUGUCUUCAAAUGUUCUGUUUUAAUUUUUCAGAUCAACAUCCUCCAAUGCACAACAAACACCUGCCCAAAUCCAACCACCCCCACCUUCAAUAUCAGAACAAUCAAAAUCGAAAUCCCCUGGUGAUGCAAGUGUGACAAUUGAUUCAGAUGAUGAGCAAGGAACAUCCAGUCAGGUGAGAGGAAGAAAAUCAUAUAUUAUUUAGAGAAGAAAAAACGUUUUCAAUACUCUUUAUAAUUAUGACUUUUCGGCUUUUUAUGAGAAAAAAAGAUGAAUGUAAACCACAAAAUUGAUGAGUUGACAUAAUUAGACCAUAUUUAUUUUGUAUUUGUACAAAAUAUGUAUAUCUUUUCUUGUUUUUUGGUUUGCUUUACUAGAAUCUGCAAAAUGUAAAUUUUAAAUAGUUCUUAUUUGUUUUAUUUCGAAAUAUCUGAACUGUGACAAAAAUACUCUAGAUUAACUAAAUCUUCUGAAUUUUUGAGAUUUUAAGUUUUACGUAAAAGAAUAAUCUUUGAGUUUUUCAAUUCUUCAUUUUUUGUUUAUUCACUAUAAAAAAUCUUUUUUUUUUUCGUUCAUUUUCUUUGUAUCCAAUUAGUUUUUUAUCAAAAAAUAAUUAAUAAACUGCGUGUACAGUAAAUUUUGGAAAAAGAAAGUAAAAAUGAUUUUCAGUCAACGUCAACUAUUGAAAUAAAAAACAAAACUCGCCGAGUAAAUCCCAAAUCUUUUGAAAAAUUACGGUAAUCCUUAUGUUAUGCUGCUAGCGGCACUACUAGUAACUAUUCAUUUAUUCAUAUAAAGAAGAUAUUUAUUUUGUUCAGCCUGAACAAAAACCUGACUAACGUCACAUUCUUUUCUUGAUUCCAGAUAUAUUUUGUUUUCAUUUCAAUUGUCUUUCAGUUUGAUUCUCAACAACAAAAACAGCCGUCAACAUCAGCGAUAAACGAAACAACUUCUUGUGCAUCUUCAAGAGGUAUUUUUGUUCCACCCCAAGAUUCUGGUUCCAUUGAAGAUAAUUCGGAUACCAAACCAAUCAUGUUUCCACCGGUCAACACGUCUACUAGUUCUUCAAAAGCAUUAUUAGAUCAGGUUUGUUUUUCAUCCCUAAUUUUAUCAAUGAUGUUUGAUAUUUUUAGCAGCGGUUUAAAAAAGGUGAAAUAGUGACAUCACCUUGUGGAAUUCGAAAAAAGUUCAAUGGUAAACAAUGGCGAAGGUUAUGCUCGAAAGGUGGAUGUAAUAAGGUAGGAUUUCAAAAAGUUCAGAGCCAGAAAAAAAGCGUAGGAAUAAAUUAAAAAUCAUUGUCUGGCAUUUGUUAAAGAACGGGUGAAUUGAAUUAUGCAAAUUAAUAAGAACAAAUAGAAUACGGUUGAAUGUUCACAAAGGUUUUGUGAAGCUGCAUCUUGAAUUUUCAUUUGAAGCAACUUUGUUUAUCUAUCUAUAAACAAGAUUGAAUAAAAAAUAUGUAGUUUUGAGAAUUUUGAAGUGAACAUUUUUGUUAUGUCAUUGAUUUGUGAAUUGAUGUUGGAUAGGCCUAUCAAAAUUUGAAAAUGUUUAUCCUAAAAUACGGUCCUUGUUAAGAAUGACAGGUUUUUGAUUUUAAAACGACUCGAAAUAUCGCGAAAGUAUAGUUAGAAAUUUGUGACGUAAUAAGAAAAUCAUCUGAUAAAGUAUAAUUUUCAAAAGAUUAGUAGGCUUUGAAGGCAUUUGACACCUUUUUUUACUAAAGCUAGAUAAUGUUGUCAAUUGUAUAUACAUAUAUGACUUCAGUUCGACAAGAGUUUCAAAUAUUUCUCACAGUUAGCCCCCUUUUUCAAAUAUUCAUAUUGUCGGAUAAAAAUCUAAUAUUCAUCAUAUGAGAUCAUUGAAUGAGGUAGAAAACACUAAUCCACAAACCCACGCCGAUGACAUAAAAAACAGCGGAAAUUUAAUUAAUCUGUUUUCAAUGUUUCAUUCACCUUCCUUCCUCAUUGUGAUGUUUUUUUCUAUUUAUUUGUUCAAUCAUCCAAAAUAUUUUUUAUGAUUCAAAAAAUCAAAGAGAGCACUCGGUUAAAUGACACAUUUUCGUUCUUCAAAAGUACACUAAAACUACGAAUUAUCUGUCAAUAACCUUUAAUUUUUUGAGAGAGAAAAACAUGAAAUGAAAAAUCUCCGAAAAUAUAAAAACUGUUUUGAAACAUGUGAUUUUUUUCAUCAUCACAAGAUUGUAUUCUAUUCAUUCAAUUCAUUCAUUUUGUUAUGAAUCAAAGUACCGAAGAAAUUGUUUUUUGUUUUUUUUUGUUGUAGUACUGUAAUUUGCCGAAUUCACAAAUGUUAUAGUUUGAUUUCAAUUUUUACAAAAAAAAACUUUUUUCUGCCCACUUGAUUCGAAAAAUGAGAAAAAACGAACAUGAAUUGAAUGAAUUCACUCAUAGCAAAAAAUAUAUGUAAUCUGAUAAGAUUAAUACUGAUUACAUCACGCUAGUGUUUUUGUUUCUGUUCGGAAAAAAAUCGAAUUUUUUCGGAAACCAAAAUUUUCGAUAUCAUUCAAAAUUUGAUAUCACAGACCUUUUCAGUUAAUUUUGUUCAGUUCUAACAUUUUUAUUGAGAUAGAUUAUUAGAUGUAUGAGGGGUGGAAAAUUUAAGGCAAUUUACAUGCAUUUCUCAAUGUACUGUAUAUUUUGCACUUUUUCUGACACCAAAAUGCAUUAUUUGUUUUUAUUGGUUUUUCAGUGAUCUAAAAAGACAUUUCUACGCAGAUUUUUGUAAGAAGUAAUCAAUGUUCGCAAAAUUAUGUGUUGUGCCUUAUGAAAUGCACUUUUUGAGUUAAAGUUCAAGAACAGUUUAUUCUAUUUUCUGAUUCGAUUAAUUAAAUAUGCAAAUUCAUAUUCAUAAUUGGUUUAAUAAGAUAAUAAAAAUCUAUAUAAUCCCUUAAAAAAUUUGUCAUAACUUGGUGUUUUUCUUUCAUUUUUUUUUUCUGUUCUCAAUCCCCAUUUUUUCAGGAAUCUCAACGUCGAGGGUAUUGUUCCCGCCAUCUUUCUCUCAAAGCAAAACCACAACACAGUCAUUUGAUGGAACGAAAUUCGCCAAGCAGUUCAACAGGUAAGAAAGAGUGCAAAAAAUUCUAAAAAAAAAACCUCCGGCAACUAACAAUUAUAUUUGAAAAUUGCAUGAUCAACAAAAAAAAACUACCGUACCUCUUGCCAAUCACAUUCAUUUCUUUAUUUAUUUAUCAUCUUUCACAAAAGGGGGACCAGAGGUGUUUUUUUUUGUUUCAUCAAACAGAUACAUAUUUUGUAUUAUAUUGUUUUGUCAUUGUCUCUUCGUUAAAUUUAGAAGUAGAAGUACAUGAUUCAUUAAGUGACAAAACAUCAGUCUGAAUAAGACUAUUUAACUAUUCAUUAUUCAAUUAAACACUGUCAUACCAAGCUUUUCUAUAUUUUAACUACAAAAAGAAAAAAAAACAUAGAAAAAGCAAUAUCCAGAAUAAUUAUUUUUGUGAUACAUUUUGUUUGUGGGAUGAUUUAAAUUUCCGCUUUCGAGAUGUUUCUAUUUUCAGUUAACUUUUUCAAUUAUCAUUUUUUUUCCCAUUUGAGCGUGAUGAUGUGCGGAUGAUGAUAAAACUAGAUAAAAAGUACUUCGUAGUCAUCCUAAUGUGUCAAAACUAAAAAUCAGUUUUGAGGAAACGAGGAGAAACACAUGUUUUUAGAAUUAAAUGUAGUUUUUCACUAGACUGGAUUUCUCAAAAAAUCUUUUAUGAAAUAGUUGCUUUUUGGAUUCUAUAUUACAAAAAUGAUAGAAUAUCUCGAAACUUAUCUCGGAACGUUAAAAAAAAGUUCAAUUUGAUUUGAGUUUUUUUCAUUUGUGAUUGAGAUUUGGAACAACAUUUGACUUUCAGAUGUUUUCACUAAUUUUUUGAGUAAAAGUUCAUAUUUGAGCUGAUCAGCAGGAUCUUUCAAAUAUUCACAAUUUGGACAAAUUCCCUUUAUUUUGAAAUGUUUAUAAUUUUUUAUAUAACCUUCCCACGCUAAUUUGUUCUUCUAUCCUCACAAUUUCCCAGGAAAUUUAUUGUUGUUGAAAACAUUUUUAUAAGGAAAAAAUACUGUUAUUUACAUUUUUCUAAAACAUUAUUGAUUGUCAAUACCUAAGUUGCCGCCGGAUAACCUUUAACUCAAAAAAAGAAACAGUCUAUUUAUUCACCGUACCUCCUGUUUCUUUAUUACUCAUCAAAUAUUCAUUGUUUUCAUUUCCAACAUAAACAACACUGAAAAUACCACAAGCAAACAAAACCUUUCCCGCAUUAUCAGGUCAUAACAUCAAAAAACUUCAUCCGACACACAUUUGUGUUGUCAUUAGUGAUUCUUAUUGUGAUUAUUAAUAAUAUUAUUUUUAUAAAUAGCAAAGUUUGACUCUUCCUCUUUUUUUUCCUUUUUUUCCAUUUACGUCAAACCGCAACUAAUUAUACAUAAUAUUUUUCAAUGGAUAGAAAUAAAAAAAAUCAAAUGAUAUUAUAAUUUUAUUUCAAUUUGAAUCAUUUGAAAAACGUUUUCCUUCUCUUUCUUCCUCCAUUUUUUUCUGAAAGUUCUCCACUUUUUAAGGAAACAUGUGUGAAAAAAUGAAAGGCAUUUCCGUUUUCAUUUAAAAUAGUCGCCAUUUUUAUUUGGUUAUUUUUUUAGGUAUGGAUUGGACAGAUGAAAGUACACGAACAGAUGUUGCUGAAGUUGCCAACAAAAUAUUGUCUUUAGGACGACGCCCAAAUAGUGAGCUUUUUUCCAUUUUCUUUUCAUUUUUUUUUUCAUUUCACUGUACGAAACGAAAAUUUUCUCGAUUAUUUGUAAUAGUAUUAUACUUUCAACAAAACGAAGAAAAAACUAACAAGAAAAAGAAAAUAAUCAUGCAACAAAAUUGAAAAAUGUUCUAUUGUUGUGAUAGAGUUUUUCUUUUUCUUUUUGUUGAAUACGGCAACAAAAUGAGAAUUUCUUGUAGAAUUAGUCAUGGUGAAGGUGCAGGACGGCAUCGAAACAUAACAAAAACACUAGAGAAAUAGUGAUAAUAAACAAUUGAACAAAACUAUUGAAAUGACAACGAUUCAAUAGGAAUACAUUUUCGUUUUUCUUCGUUUUCUCAUUUUUAUUUUUCAUUUCACAAUUUUUUUCGUUUCCCAUUUUCGUUUUCAGCAAAAAUGAUCUGAAAAAGGAACUUUAUAUUUUUUAAAUAGUCCUAUUGAAUUAUGAAUUUAAUUUGAAAUGAGAGAGUGGGAGUUAGAUUUAUAUAUCUCAAACUUUUAAGAACGUUACAGUACGUUGUGAAUACGCUAAAAUUUUCCAUCAACUAGAAAAACUUCAACUCUUCACUUGAUUCUCAGCUUUUACCGUCAUCCUUUCAAUUGUGAUAUUCUGAAUCAGCUCUUCAUUCAAGGAAUAAAAAACGAUAGAUAUUUUCUGAUUUUUAGACAAUAAUAACUCUCUGACUACAAAUUUUAUUUCUGAUUUAUUAUGAAUUCCAUGAAUAACUACAGUAAUUUCUAUUUUCCCGAAUACUAAUCAUUCAGACCACACUAUUUUUUGAGUCUACGUAUAUCUAAUUAGUUAUAUUAUAUCAUACAAACAUUGUUUUCAGAUCAAAACAAAAUUUGACUUUUUGUUUUACGUAGUUUCUUUUUUGAAAAUAUCACAAACGUAUUUUAACAUCAUUCUAUUUUGAGUUGAAUGAAUAAAUAAAGAAAAACAAAUUAUCGUUCAUACAACCCACACAAAACCAGGUGAAAUUAUUAAAACUUUUAUCUAUCAUAUGAUUUCAUUUCUUUUUUGAGCUUUAAAGGCGGGCUUUUCCUUAUUUAGAAACAUUUUGCUUUUUUUUCAGACAACUUAUUCGGGCGUGCCGACCCUUCAACAUUUCUCCCAACUUCAGCUCCACCUCAAGUUGCUAACACAUCAACAUCAGUAUUUCAAGCCAAACUCAAUCCAUUAUCUGCACCUCCAACAUUGUUAGCUGUUGAUAAAUCUGGUCUUCCCCCACCACCACAGUUUUCAGUAAGUGACACAUUUGGAAAAUAUUUAUGAUAUCUGUUAAAUGACUCUAAAAAUUUGUCUUCUUUUGCUACAAAAUUUUCAAAAUUGUAUUGUCAAAAAAUAAGAAAAUCAGAAUCAUAAUUUUUUCUCGGAUUCUGAAAUUGAUUUGAUUUGCGUGUUUUUCUAGUACUCAAAAGUGAUUCUUUUUUUUUUGAAAAUGAGUUCAGUGAACAUUUUUUCUAUAAUUACGGUAAUGACGUAUGCAAUGAGAGAAGCUGGGAAAAAUAGAGAAAGAAUACGUGUAGUAUCCGCAGGAAAUUACUACGGAUGUGCAAUUUUAGAUUGAUACUAACAAGUUCAAUGCACUUUUUUUAAAUAUUCGUUUGUCUAUCUUACUGUAGUCCAACCCAUUUACGGAUUUUUUUUCUGGUUGAUAAAACUCGUAGCAUAAAACUUAGAUCAAAAGAAAAGGUAUGUUUUUUUGAACAUGUUCAUUAUCCUUACCUCCCCAGAGACAUAUUAUCUGAAAACAAAUUCUGAUUUUAGUCCGUGAGUUUUGUUUUUGUCCUUUCUUUUGUUCUAAUCAAAUUAUAUUUUCUAUUUGAAAGUACAGUACACAUUUAAAUAAGAUUGAAAAGAAAAAACCAAUGAAAUUGCAAUUCUGAAAUCCGAGAAAGAAUUAGAAAAAAUUCUCACGACUUUUCGAUCCACACUCUCACUUCAAAUUCAGCUGUUUUCGAUUACACAUGCUGAUUUUUCCUCUUCUUGUUUCACUUUUCCUGUUUAAAUUAUUUAUGAACAUACUUUAUAUAUAUGUAUGGGCGUUUCAGAUUUUGUCUUCAAGUGUUAAAGUUGAAUUUUUUUUUGAUUAUGAUGAUAAACACGGAGAAAAUGAGAUAGAGAGAUGCAGAGUGAGAGAGAAAAUAGAGGGGGCUUUUUUUGUGAAUGCUUGAAAAAAUGUCCGCUGCGAAAUGGCCUUUUCAAGAAAUCCGAUACUCAAACAUUGCUUUCUAUUAAAAUGCGAUCUCGCUGUGCUCCUAGUUCUUUUUUCCCCCAUUUUUUUAUUCCAAACAACAUCCUCCGCAUUAUUCGAAACUACCCCGAAACAUUUCAAAAAUUGCUCAUUUUUCAGGUCGAAAGAGCACAACAACUUCAACAGUUGAUGCAACUUGGCAACGUGCCACAUUUCUCACAACUUCAUCAAUUGUUUCCUCAACUCAUGCAAGUUCCACCAGGUCGACGAAGGUUGGAUGAAAUGUCAUCAGCAAUAACAACAGCUGCCAAUACUGUUUUUUGUCCACCAUUGUCUUUGCCAAAUCCGAAUGCCAAUAUUUUUCCACUCAAUCCGGCACUGAUCUCUCAAAUGGCUGCACCAUUAAUACAACAACAGGUUAUUUUUUGAGAAAUAUUUUUAGAGUCACCAGAUUUUCUUUUUAUUUUCAAAAAUAACUUUGUCAGAAGAAGAUAAUUCUUUGAAAUCUCGAUUAGGCCUCACACAAGCAUUUAACGCCUCCGAAAAAUGUACUAUUUCUAAAACAAGGAAAUGAAAUUGGUUUACAUUAGGAUUGUGUAACAAGAUAUUUUUAAGGCAUACUAGUUUUAUUACUAUUAGAGUUGUAUUUUCAUCAUCAGAGAAGUUAUAAUUUUUUUGAAGAACACAAGGCAUUGGCAAUAUUUUAAUUGUUCUGUUCUUGUUUAUCAGAAUAACAUAUCAAAUCUCAAUUCUAAGCAAUGUAGUGCUUCUGAUUAUAAAAAAGUUUUAUAACAGAUAAUAUAUAUUUUUAAACAAAAAAAAGGAUAAUUUUAAAAUCAACAUUUCAGUUAAUCAAUAUUUGAUUUUCUUCUUCAAUCGCAUACUAAUUUUUCCAGGCGCAAGCAAUGCUUCAACAACAAUUGGCUCAACACAGUCAAAGCAAUAACAACAAUGUGAAACAAGAAAUGAGAGAAGUAAAAGAAGAGGAAGAAGAAGAAAUGGAUGAAGAUCAAGAAGAAGGUACAGAAGACAGUGAUGGUAAUUCUUAAUUCUAUAUUUAUAUCUAACUUCAAUUUCAUUUUUAGAUGUGAGUGUUUGUCAGAAAACCGACUAUCGAUCAGAUGAUGAUGAUAGUCCUGGAGGUGGUGGAAAUGCGGCGUCAUCGUCAUCAUCAGGCGCAAAUCCUAACGGGUCUAGUUCAAGUACGUAAAUUUUUUCUUGAUUCCUCAUAAUUUUUUCAAAAAAUAUGGCGUUUCACGCCUUUUUUUUCAUUUAUCACAAAUUUCUUUCAGAUAAAUCAGAUAAUCUUCAACUUUUGACGUUAUCCUCAUAAAUCUUAUAAAAAAAUAUAGAGAAAUCCACAAAUUUACUAUUUUUCUUCCCACUCAUUUGAUAGAACGAUUUUCUGCUCUCUGAUAGAACAAAACAACUUUUUCUUACUAUGUCUUUUCAGGAGAAUUUUUAUGAAUUAGUUAUGUUUCCAAUCAAAUUAAUUGAGAAUUUUUUGUUGCAGAUUUUCAAAUUAACGACGAAGGCGGUUCCGGCGACAAUAAUAACGAUAACAAUCCAUCUUCAAGUUCGCACAACUCUGCAAAUCAAGAAGACGAAAAAGGUAAGUAAAAGAAACAUGUAGUAAAAUGUUGCUAUGAUCAGAAGUUGACAAAUCCCUAUCCGAUUACAUAUGAAGUAUUAGGUGGGCGAAUAUAAAGCGCUGUGAUUUUAAAAAUUCAUAUAUUCGUAUUUUUGGUGUCUAAAAAAACAAAGAUUAUUUGAUAUAUAAAAACAGGUGAUCUCUAAUCAUUUUGCUUUAUUUCCUGUAGUCCUUCAGUAAAAAUAGAUUUUUCAAAAAAGUUCUAAAGCGUAGGUAUUCCCGUAGUAAUUCAAAGUUCAGAUGUUUGAAAACGUGUUAUUUCAAGGUUUAGGUAAGUUCGAACUCAAAGUGUGUCUCAAGUCAGAAACAAUGAAUUCUGAUUGUUUCUAGACAUAUAAGUUAUUUUCAAAGUUUUUUCUGAAACAUUUUCCAAUUACUUAAAGAGCGAAUUCUUAAUUCAUUUUUCAGCUAAUUCUAAAAUAUCAUCAUAAUUUUCAUUGAACGUCAUAAAAGUCAACAUCAUUCAUAAACGUUCGCACAUUUUCCAAAAAAAAAUAAAAAGAUGAUCGUUUUAUCUCGACUCCAAUUUGUUUUUCAUUCAUUUUUCUCUUUCCCAAAACAUCCAUCCUUCAAUCAAAACAUUUCAAAGUUCAAUAAUUUCCAGAAGAAUUCAGUCAAUUAUCAAUUGAAACACACGAUAUGAAUGUGCCAUCUCUACCAUCACAGGUAAACUAAAAAUUAUUUGUUUAGGAAAUUCUAAAAUGAAACAUUUUCAGCCUUCUUCAAAUUCAAUAGCAAGUGUGAAUUCUGCAUUCAGAUCUCCAGUUUCUCAAGGUUGGAGAACAUUUUGAAAAUAAUACAUAGUAAAUUUUUUUAGUAAAAAUGGAAUUGAAAGAUGAAGAUGAAAUGCAACAACAACAGAAUAAAGAUUUUUGCGCUGAAAUCAAGCAAGAUCCAUCUCUUUUGUUCAAAGAGCGAAGACGGUCAAAAACAUCAAACGCAGAUCAUGUGAGACGUCCGAUGAAUGCUUUUAUGAUAUUUUCCAAACGCCACAGACCUUUGGUACACCAAAAAUUUCCAAAUCGAGAUAAUCGAACAGUUUCGAAAAUUCUUGGUGAAUGGUGGUAUUCAUUGGGUGCUGAUCAGAAAGCAGAAUAUCACAAAUUGGCGACACAAGUCAAAGAAGCACAUUUCAAAGCACAUCCUGAUUGGAAAUGGAGUAGCAAAGAAAGAAAAGGUCGGACCGAUUCAGCAAGUUCUACACCAGCUGCAUCGACACCCAUCAAAAAUACAAAUGUCUUCGAUUUUGAUCUUCAACACGCUGAUAGUCUUGCAAAAGCUUUUGUUGAUGGAACGGCACUUCUCAGUCCAAUGACACCAAUGACACCAACAUCCAGAAACUUUUCAAGAGAAUCUGCGCAUCAAUUUGAUCUAUCAAGUUUGCCACUUCUCAGUCCGAGUUUGUCCACAAUUUCGAUGGGCUCAUCAAGCAUUUCGUCAUCUCCAGCAACAUUUGAUUUCGAUUCAUAUAAAUCAAAUGUAAGUUUUUUUUGCUUGACGGUUCAAAUUCUGUCCCUGUGCCUGUUGUUUCAAUAACGUGUGUUUUUUCAAGUUUUUUCCACUUGUCAACCGCUCGUUCAACUUACCAACUACCCAAGAAUUCUACUCACCAUCAUCUUCAGCCUUUCGUGUUUUGGUGUGUUUUUUUUAAUUGCUAAAAUGUCUCUGAUUUCAUUUUCCUUCCUUGUUUUAGAACAAUUCAAUGUUGCCUGAAACAGUAGCAUCUUCUCCAUUGGCCAGUAUUCCAAUGCAAUUUUUCUUGAGAAAUCAAGGAUUCAUUUCACAAGUAAGAAUUUUCUGAAUUUAGGAAUUGAUUUAAUUUUGGUUUUGAACUCAAUCAUAUUCUAACUGCUUUUUCACCCACUUAUGACUAAUUCUUAGACACUUCCUGAACCAAUUGCUAUGUUACCUCAACUCCAAGAAAAAUUGGAAAGCGUUUCGUUUGCUGAGAAAAUUCAAACUUCACCAAAUAUUGAUGUGGUUACACCAACAGCAGAUAUCAUAAGACCAAUUCCACAAUUCCUACAACCACAAAAAGAAUUCAUUUUGCAACCAACUCCAGCUCAAAGAGGAAUCACAAAAGGUAACAAAAAAGAAUGUUUCGCAGCGAGCAGGGUUCGAACCUACGCGGGCAAUGCCCAAUAGAUUUCAAGUCUAUCUCAUUAACCACUCGGACAUCGCUGCAUGUUUCAAUGAACACUAGAUAGAAUGAAAUGUUUGAAACAACAAAAAAAACUCUGUUUCUUUUCUUUUCAUUUCUCUGCUUCACUUCAUAUUUGCUUUCAUUUUUUAGGACAAAAACGUUCAUUGCGAGAUGAUAAUGAAGAUGGGAAUAAUUCUUCGAAGUUGUUUAAACGAGAUGAUCAGCAAAUGGAUCAAGUGUUGGAUCGAGUUGGAUUUUCACAAAAGUUCGCCAAACUUCCAGAAUUCACACCAAUUGUAAGAAAACACUUUAACCACUUACUACUCAUCACACAAUACUUGAUAAUUUAGAACUCUGCGCCUUUAUUGACACACGAUAUUGUGCCGGCAUCACCAUCCUUGCCAUCACCUUUCACAACACCCGGGUGUCCGCCAGCGCACACUGUUUUCUUCGGAGCCAAUUUUAAUCCAAACUGCUUUUUAGAUCAGGUAGAAAUAUAAUAAUUUUUAUGAUAGAAAUCUGAAUUCACGAAUAUUUCUUAGACACAAAAUGUUUCAACACCAAAAGCUAUUCACAGUUCUGAAAAAUCGGCAACUAAAAAAUUAUUGGAAGAACGACGAAGACUUGUUUCACAAUUUUUGAUUGGAUCUGGACUUUUCCCAAACUGUUUGUUUUAUUUUUCUUCUCAGAAAUUCGGGGAACAAUAGUUAUUUUUCUAGCAUUUGAAACUGACAAAUUCCAACGAGAUCAUCAUGACAUAUUUCCAACAAAAUCCUCACUUGUUUUGAAAAUACGCGAAGUUCGACAAAGAUUGAUGUCAAAUGGCACCGAAUAUAUUGUUGAUGAAAAAUGUAAAUCAGGUGAGCUUGGGAACAAUUAAAGGCAUGGGAAAGUAGUUAUGCAAUAUGAAUAAAAAAGCCUAGAGUGAAUAAGUUUAAUAGAGAAACGGGUAUUUUAUAUUGAAAAAAAAAACAAUGAAAUUGCAAUAUCCUUAAUUCUAACGUAUUUUUUCCUAAAUAACAUAUAAACCUGACCGAGCCAGGAUUAGUGAUGACUUCAAAACAAUUUUUGAAAUUUUCCAGCAAUCUAUGACAAAUAUCCAUUAUCUGAUAGAAUGGAUAAACAAACAAAUAGCAACACAGCAUUUUCAACUUCUUCUGAUUUGGUGGAUAUUGGUGUUUGA
Molecule: messenger RNA, 15048 nt
Organism: Caenorhabditis angaria
Lineage: Eukaryota; Metazoa; Nematoda; Chromadorea; Rhabditida; Rhabditidae
Source: the annotation of a GenBank genome assembly